Tachysurus fulvidraco (yellow catfish) is the source of this 7962-nucleotide messenger RNA. RefSeq lists its product as uncharacterized. Lineage: Eukaryota; Metazoa; Chordata; Actinopteri; Siluriformes; Bagridae. The record is from RefSeq and is a predicted model, not a curated record. The coding region runs from base 44 to 6463 and encodes 2139 amino acids. Gene Ontology annotation, biological process: cell adhesion. Gene Ontology annotation, molecular function: integrin binding. The transcript has 23 exons.
UAGGAGGGAGUGGUCAUUUAGAGCUCUUUCUAACGUUCACUUCAUGUGGUCACUUCACUGGAGGUUUUCCUUGUGCUUUGAGAUGGAAGUGUGUGUUUUCUCUUCUUUACUCACCGUACUGUGUGUGGGUCUGUUUGGGAGAUAUACAUACGCAGCAGAUUGUUCGGAUUAUCAGCUUGUUGCCACUCCUUCAUCUCUGCUGGUGGAGUACGGAAACCCUGCUGAAGUAAACUGCUCCAUCUCAAACAGAAAUAUGGCUUUAACUAAUUACAAACUGAGCGUGGAGGCUAAAUCACUAAGGCCAACUACAAGUAAUGAGAGUGUUUUGAUGUGGAAGGUGGACAGUCUGACAAAUUGGGAGGAAGAUAAAAUAUUCUGUUCCUUAGCAGUGAGCGAUACUUCAUGUAUGGCUCCAGUAAAUAUCAGCAUUUACAAGACACCGGACAGGGUUACACUGAGCUCUGUGCCUGAUGUGAUGGUAGAGAGAAAUCAGGCACAACUGUGUUGUCAGAUUGAAAAUGUGGGUCCUGGAUAUAAACUCAGUGUCCACUGGAGCAGAGCAGAUCCAAAGCAAAACAAUUUCACACAGUUUAAUGAAACGUUGUUCCCAGACUUGGAAAAUGAGAAGAAGAUUGUCAACAAAACAGCGUACCUAACUAUUAUACCCAGCCGUGAGGAUGAUGGAGCAAAGUAUCUGUGUGAGGCCGUGCUGAAUCUGGACCAAAUACAGAUCAAGAGCAAAUCACAACCAAUCACCAUCAGUGUACAGUACACUGACCACAAUUGUUCGGAUUAUGAUCUUGUUGCCACUCCUUCAUCUCUGCUGGUGGAGUACGGAAACCCUGCUGAAGUAAACUGCUCCAUCUCAAACAGAAAUACGGCUUUAACUAAUUACCUACUGCGUGUGGAGGCUAAAUCACUACAGCGAUUUACAAGUAAUGAGAGCGUUGUGAUGUGGAAGAUGGACAGUCUGACAAAUUGGGAUGAAGAUAAAAUCCUGUGUUACUUAGCAGUGAGCAAAACUUCAUGUAAUACUACAGUAAAUAUCAGCAUUUACAAGACACCGGACAGGGUUACACUGAGCUCUGUGCCUGAUGUGAUGGUAGAGAGAAAUCAGGCACAACUGUGUUGUCAGAUUGAAAAUGUGGGUCCUGGAUAUAAACUCAGUGUCCACUGGAGCAGAGCAGAUCCAAAGCAAAACAAUUUCAUACAGUUUAAUGAAACAUUGUUCCCAGACUUGGAAAAUGAGAAGAAGAUUGUCAACAAAACAGCGUACCUAACUAUUAUACCCAGCCGUGAGGAUGAUGGAGCAAAGUAUCUGUGUGAGGCCGUGCUGAAUCUGGACCAAAUACAGAUGAAGAGCAAAUCACAACCAAUCACCAUCAGUGUACAGUACACUGACCACAAUUGUUUGGAUUAUCAGCUUGUUGCCACUCCUUCAUCUCUGCUGGUGGAGUACGGAAACCCUGCUGAAGUAAACUGCUCCAUCUCAAACAGAAAUAAAACCUUAACUAAUUACCUACUGGGUGUGGAGGGUAUAUCACUACAGCGAUUUACAAGUAAUGAGAGUGUUGUGAUGUGGAAGGUGGACAGUCUGACAAAUUGGGAGGAAGAUAAAGUCCUGUGUUACUUAGCAGUGAGCGAAACUACAUGUAAUACUACAGUAAAUAUCAACAUUUACAAGACACCGGACAGUGUUACACUGAGCUCUGUGCCUGAUGUGAUGGUAGAGAGAAAUCAGGCACAACUGUGUUGUCAGAUUGAAAAUGUGGGUCCUGGAUAUAAACUCAGUGUCCACUGGAGCAGAGCAGAUCCAAAGCAAAACAAUUUCAUACAGUUUAAUGAAACGUUGUUCCCAGACUUGGAAAAUGAGAAGAAGAUUGUCAACAAAACAGCGUACCUAACUAUUAUACCCAGCCGUGAGGAUGAUGGAGCAAAGUAUCUGUGUGAGGCCGUGCUGAAUCUGGACCAAAUACAGAUGAAGAGCAAAUCACAACCAAUCACCAUCAGUGUACAGUACACUGACCACAAUUGUUCGGAUUAUGAUCUUGUUGCCACUCCUUCAUCUCUGCUGGUGGAGUACGGAAACCCUGCUGAAGUAAACUGCUCCAUCUCAAACAGAAAUACAGCUUUAACUAAGUACCUACUGAGCUUGGAGGCUAAAUCACUAACGCCAACUACAAGUAAUGAGAGCGUUGUGAUGUGGAAGGUGGACAGUCUGACAAAUUGGGAGGAAGAUAAAAUAUUAUGUUCCUUAGGAGUGAGCAAUACUUCAUGUAUGGCUACAGUAAAUAUCAGCAUUUACAAGACACCGGACAGUGUUACACUGAGCUCUGUGCCUGAUGUGAUGGUAGAGAGAAAUCAGACACAACUGUGGUGUCAGAUUGAAAAUGUGGGUCCUGGAUAUAAACUCAGUGUCCACUGGAGCAGAGCAGAUCCAAAGCAAAACAAUUUCAUACAGUUUAAUGAAACGUUGUUCCCAGACUUGGAAAAUGAGAAGAAGAUUGUCAACAAAACAGCGUACCUAACUAUUAUACCCAGCCGUGAAGAUGAUGGAGCAAAGUAUCUGUGUGAGGCCGUGCUGAAUCUGGACCAAAUACAGAUGAAGAACAAAUCACAACCAAUCACCAUCAGUGUACAGUACACUGACCACAAUUGUUCGGAUUAUCAGCUUGUUGCCACUCCUUCAUCUCUGCUGGUGGAGUACGGAAACCCUGCUGAAGUAAACUGCUCCAUCUCAAACAGAAAUAAAACUUUAACUAAUUACCAACUGGGGGUGGAGACUAAAUCACUAAGGCUAUUUACAUGGAAUGAGAGAGUUGUGAUGUGGAAGGUGGACAGUCUGACAAAUUGGGAGGAAGAUCAAAUCUUCUGUUCCUUAACAGUGAGCGAUACUUCGUGUAUGGAUUUUGUAAAUAUCAACAUUUACAAGACACCGGACAGUGUUACACUGAGCUCUGUGCCUGAUGUGAUGGUAGAGAGAAAUCAGACACAACUGUGUUGUCAGAUUGAAAAUGUGGGUCCUGGAUAUAAACUCAGUGUCCACUGGAGCAGAGCAGAUCCAAAGCAAAACAAUUUCACACAGUUUAAUGAAACGUUGUUCCCAGACUUGGAAGAUGAGAAGAAGAGUGUCAACAAAACAGCGUACCUAACUAUUAUACCCAGCCGUGAGGAUGAUGGAGCAAAGUAUCUGUGUGAGGCCGUGCUGAAUCUGGACCAAAUACAGAUGAAGAGCAAAUCACAACCAAUCACCAUCAGUGUACAGUACACUGACCACAAUUGUUCAGAUUAUCAGCUUGUUGCCACUCCUUCAUCUCUGCUGGUGGAGUACGGAAACCCUGCUGAAGUAAACUGCUCCAUCUCAAAGAGAAAUAAAACCUUAACUAAUUACCUACUGGGUGUGGAGGGUAUAUCACUACAGCGAUUUACAAUUAAUGAGAACUUUGUGAUGUGGAAGGUGGACAGUCUGACAAAUUGGGAGGAAGAUCAAAUCAUGUGUUACUUACUGAGCAAAACUUCAUGUAAUGCUACAGUAAAUAUCAGCAUUUACAAGACACCGGACAGGGUUACACUGAGCUCUGUGCCUGAUGUGAUGGUAGAGAGAAAUCAGACACAACUGUGUUGUCAGAUUGAAAAUGUGGGUCCUGGAUAUAAACUCAGUGUCCACUGGAGCAGAGCAGAUCCAAAGCAAAACAAUUUCAUAAAGUUUCAUGAAACGUUGUUCCCAGACUUGAAAAAUGAGAAGAAGAGUGUCAACAUAACAGCGUACCUAACUAUUAUACCCAGCCGUGAGGAUGAUGGAGCAAAGUAUCUGUGUGAGGCCGUGCUGAAUCUGGACCAAAUACAGAUCAAGAGCAAAUCACAACCAAUCACCAUCAGUGUACAGUACACUGACCACAAUUGUUCGGAUUAUCAGCUUGUUGCCACUCCUUCAUCUCUGCUGGUGGAGUACGGAAACCCUGCUGAAGUAAACUGCUCCAUCUCAAACAGAAAUACAGCUUUAACUAAUUACCUAUUGGGUGUGGAGAGUAUAUCACUACAGCGAUUUACAAGAAAUGAGAGUGUUGUGAUGUGCAAGGUGGACAGUCUGACAAAUUGGGAGGAAGAUCAAAUCAUGUGUUACUUACUGAGCAAAACUUCAUGUAAUGCUACAGUAAAUAUCAGCAUUUACAAGACACCAGACAGUGUUACACUGAGCUCUGUGCCUGAUGUGAUGGUAGAGAGAAAUCAGGCACAACUGUGUUGUCAGAUUGAAAAUGUGGGUCCUGGAUAUAAACUCAGUGUCCACUGGAGCAGAGCAGAUCCAAAGCAAAACAAUUUCAUAAAGUUUCAUGAAACGUUGUUCCCAGACUUGGAAAAUGAGAAGAAGAGUGUCAACAAAACAGCGUACCUAACUAUUAUACCCAGCCGUGAGGAUGAUGGAGCAAAGUAUCUGUGUGAGGCCGUGCUGAAUCUGGACCAAAAACAGAUGAAGAGCAAAUCACAACCAAUCACCAUCAGUGUACAGUACACUGACCACAAUUGUUUGGAUUAUCAGCUUGUUGCCACUCCUUCAUCUCUGCUGGUGGAGUACGGAAACCCUGCUGAAGUAAACUGCUCCAUCUCAAACAGAAAUAUGGCUUUAACUAAUUACCUACUGGGUGUGGAGGCUAAAUCACUAUGGCUAUUUACAUGGAAUGAGAGUGUUGUGAUGUGGAAGGUGGACAGUCUGACAAAUUGGGAGGAAGAUAAAAUCCUGUGUUAUUUAGCACUGAGCGAUACUCAAUGUACUACUACAGUAAAUAUCAACAUUUACAAGACACCAGACAGUGUUACACUGAGCUCUGUGCCUGAUGUGAUGGUAGAGAGAAAUCAGGCACAACUGUGGUGUCAGAUUGAAAAUGUGGGUCCUGGAUAUAAACUCAGUGUCCACUGGAGCAGAGCAGAUCCAAAGCAAAACAAUUUCAUACAGUUUCAUGAAACGUUGUUCCCAGACUUGGAAAAUGAGAAGAAGAGUGUCAACAAAACAGCGUACCUAACUAUUAUACCCAGCCGUGAGGAUGAUGGAGCAAAGUAUCUGUGUGAGGCCGUGCUGAAUCUGGACCAAAUACAGAUGAAGAGCAAAUCACAACCAAUCACCAUCAGUGUACAGUACACUGACCACAAGACACCGGACAGGGUUACACUGAGCUCUGUGCCUGAUGUGAUGGUAGAGAGAAAUCAGGCACAACUGUGUUGUCAGAUUGAAAAUGUGGGUCCUGGAUAUAAACUCAGUGUCCACUGGAGCAGAGCAGAUCCAAAGCAAAACAAUUUCAUAAAGUUUCAUGAAACGUUGUUCCCAGACUUGGAAAAUGAGAAGAAGAGUGUCAACAAAACAGCGUACCUAACUAUUAUACCCAGCCGUGAGGAUGAUGGAGCAAAGUAUCUGUGUGAGGCCGUGCUGAAUCUGGACCAAAUACAGAUGAAGAGCAAAUCACAACCAAUCACCAUCAGUGUACAGUACACUGACCACACGUACCUAACUAUUAUACCCAGCCGUGAAGAUGAUGGAGCAAAGUAUCUGUGUGAGGCCGUGCUGAAUCUGGACCAAAUACAGAUGAAGAGCAAAUCACAACCAAUCACCAUCAGUGUACAGUACACUGACCACAGUUGUUCGGAUUAUCAGCUUGUUGUCACUCCUUCAUCUCUGCUGGUGGAGUACGGAAACCCUGCUGAAGUAAACUGCUCCAUCUCAAACAGAAAUACAGCUUUAACUAAUUACCAACUGGGCGUAGAGGCUAAAUCACUACAGCGAUUUACAAGAAAUGAGAGUGUUGUGAUGUGGAAGAUGGACAGUCUGACAAAUUGGGAGGAAGAUAAAAUCCUGUGUUCCUUAACAGUGAACGGAACUCAAUGUACGGCUUUUGUAAAUAUCAACAUUUACAAGACACCGGACAGUGUUACACUGAGCUCUGUGCCUGAUGUGAUGGUAGAGAGAAAUCAGACACAACUGUGGUGUCAGAUUGAAAAUGUGGGUCCUGGAUAUAAACUCAGUGUCCACUGGAGCAGAGCAGAUCCAAAGCAAAACAAUUUCAUACAGUUUCAUGAAACGUUGUUCCCAGACUUGGAAAAUGAGAAGAAGAUUGUCAACAAAACAGCGUACCUAACUAUUAUACCCAGCCGUGAGGAUGAUGGAGCAAAGUAUCUGUGUGAGGCCGUGCUGAAUCUGGACCAAAUACAGAUGAAGAACAAAUCACAACCAAUCACCAUCAGUGUACAGUACACUGACCACACUGGAAUCAUUACACUCAUCAUUGUCCUUGUGUCUAUAAUGGUGCUGGGAGCUUUGGCUUACUCUAUGUGGCGUAUGUAUUACCAUCGAACACAAAUGGGUCAGUACAUCAUGAGUGCUGAGGACCACGGAGAACUCCUCCAGAUUGAAAUCCAGAGAAAUCACCCCAUCAACUCAAGGAAUCCUCUUUGGGAAGUCAGGAAGAUCUCCUGAACUCUUGAACUCCAACUUCAGAAUGAGACAUUAAAAUUGCUUCAGAUAAAUCAGCAUAGAAUCAAAACAGUUCUCUUUCAAGGGAACUCAAUGCUGUGCAUGGGUAUGGGGCAUUGUAAGCAUCAUCCAUGACAUGUAACAGGAGGACAAGCAGUAUUUUAGAGCAUACAAUUUGGGUUAACAACUUCACUUUCAGCUGGUAAAGGCUAUAUGAUGGGUGUGUGCAUGAGGGGAAGUGUGUGCACUUGGGGAAGGCUUUCUUUCCUUCACCUAAUGAAACUUCUGAGCUGGAAAUGAUUCAUCUUGCAUACACAGUUAGGGCCCUUGGGAAGUAAGUAUGUCUACAUCUCUAGCUAGUGUUGUAGGUCCACACAACCUUUAGUCUGCUUUGGUUGCUGCAAUAUGGGUAACCCAAUUUAUAACCCUAAAACAUAUAAUACAUAAUAUAUAGAAUAUAUAGCCCUAUAUUGUAAACCUAUUUUAUUGUCUUGUAGAUGCUGUAGCCAAUGCUUAGCAGGUGUGAUGAGCCAUCUUAUCUCUUGGUAUCAGGGCCCAUCAUGCCAGGGGUAUAGCUUGUUGAAGUUCCCUUUUCAGGGGCGUCCCUGGACAAUGUUUGUGCUGCAGUUGGCUGGUCCUGCCUGAACAUAUUUAUCGUUUUACUGCCUGGGCAUGGACAGUACCCCGGGACCGCACAUCCUUGUGGAUUGAUCUCAUAUCCUUUUCUCCUGGCAGUCCCUUGUGGCAAUCUCCACAGGUUAGAGAACAGACAUUCCUCCCUCGGGUAGCAGCAUUGGUACUGGCAUUCACCGUAGCACCAAUCCAUGAGGCAGCAUCGAGUUCCCUUGAAAUCUAAACUCUCAGGUUACAGAUAUAACCAUGUUUAACACAUCAAGCUUUCCUGUGAUGGGUUGGCACUCCGUCCAGGGUGUAUCCUGCCUCGAUGCCCGAUGACGCCUGAGAUACGCAUAGGCUCCCCAUUACCUGAGAAGUUCGGAUAAGCGGUAGGAAAUGAAUGAAUGAAUAAAUAAUUGAAUGAAUGAAUUAAUGAAUGAAUGAAUGUGUUCACAUGAGUGUCAGACCCCAGUUCCAUGGAGGUAGUUUCCAUAGCGCCAAAACACUAAAACUACUCACUAAAGAUCAACAUGCUUUUUCCCUCUUUGUAGCUUUAACACAUGGAGGUUAUAAAUGGAGAACAUUUAAUUGAAUGCAGCAUUAACAGUGAUGCUAAUGUUAUCUACAGAAGAUAACUCACUCAUGUAACUCAUUUUAUUUUCACAACAUAGGUUUGUAUGUAGCUUUAGAUUUUGUUUUUAAAUGAAACUGACUAUAUAUCACUUAAUAUAAUAUGAAGUCUGUGUGAAGUUUAUUAACAUUUCAGUAUUUUAUAGGUGUUUUAAUGUGAAUGUAAAACUCUAACAAAAAACCUCAGGCUCAGUUUCUGCUGUUUUAUCAGAUGUUUUCUGCAAUUAAUAAAAGAAGAUUUAAGUUUUGAGUAUCCA